Aspergillus uvarum CBS 121591 is the source of this 926-nucleotide messenger RNA. RefSeq lists its product as uncharacterized. NCBI's taxonomy places the organism in Eukaryota, Fungi, Ascomycota, Eurotiomycetes, Eurotiales, Aspergillaceae. The record is from RefSeq and is a predicted model, not a curated record. The coding region runs from base 118 to 774 and encodes 218 amino acids. The transcript has a single exon.
CGAAACUGAACAAGAAGUAGGAGAAGGAGAAAGGGUCGUUCAGUUUGGGAAAAUUGGAAACAAAUCGCAAGACAAAAGGCAGGGGGCAAGCAACUCAUAUAGCAGCAACCGAGAACGAUGGUCCCGAAAAUCAAUGAUUUCGAGUCGAAGACCUCAGAGUUGUACCCCAAGAUCAGAAACGGUUGUAUAAUCACUAAGGCCGAUUAUCCGGACAUCGAAGAAGCCCACGUUUACCCCUCCUCUCUCAUGAAACGCCAUACCGUCACUAAGUUGUCGUCUGAGAUCCCGUUCUUCACGGUCUUACGAUACUGGUGGACAGAGAAACGUGUGCAGGCGUGGCAACAGCAGAUCUUCAGCCGGGCUGAUGAUCAAACCUUGGCUGUAGAGUCUGCAAGCAACAUCGUCACAUUAAGCAAGAAGUUGCGUGUAUACUGGGGAGGUCGGCGUUUUCAUCUUGGUGCCAGACCCAGGCGGUCCAUUCCGCGACAAAAAAGACUCUUAGGGUGUGCGUUGUCUAGCUGCCGCCACCACCAAAGGGAAAUGGCAGCAAGCAGGUUCAUCUAUAUCAGAAUAGCACCAAAGAAGGAUGAAAAAAAAAAAAAAAUGAAAAAAAAGCCGACGGUCAAACUUCGUGCUAACAAGGCACGUGUGCAACUCGCUCGUGAGUCGAGCAUACACAAUGCCGGUCAUCCCUUUUGGUUAGCAGUUAAGAUUAACCAAGCAUCGGCAUUGACAAUUGCGAGAACACUCAACGAAAUCGAGGACCCCGCUUGAAGGAGCAGAGGCAGAACAGCCCACCCAAGAGUACAUAGACAAAUCCCGCAGCAAUGAUUUCUAACCAUCUCGCUACCAGGACAUGAAGGUUUUCGGAGCCUUACUGGCUUUGAGGACCAAGCGUAGAUUACGUUAAAGCGCGCGAAUUUAUA